GCACGGGAUGUAGCACCUGCAAGUAAGUAUUACUGAAAUCAACCUCCAACUGAUCCGGGAUACGGAUAUCGCCACGAGAACUACACCAAGGGGCUAUGCAAGGGACACCGACUAAUAACUCGUGUCACAGGAAGCGACACGUCAAGUGCGACGAAACCAAGCCCUCCUGUCUCAACUGUAUGAAAUGGCGAGGCUAUUGUGACGGCUACUCCGAGUCCUCCGAAGGACAACCGUCUCGCUCAGAGACUCCCGCAAAGCCCACCCCCAACAAGGCCAACUCGAGCGCGAAGCUCAUCCACACGAAGAAGGCUCCCCUCAUCCUCGAAGAGCCUGCCAUCAACACCAUCUGCUUCACCAGCAGCGAACAGCGCUCCUACUUCGACGAGUGGUCUUCCCUGUCUGUCCAGUUCCUCAGCGGCGGUCUGGGCCAAUCGCGACUAUGGACCACAACGAUGCCACAGCUCACGCUACAAGAGCCAACUCUACGAUAUGCUGCCAUGGCAGUUGGGGCCUUGCGUAAGGCAGCUUUCGAUGUCGAGUCCGGAGCUAGUUUCCCGACGGGCGAUCUUAUGGACAAUAAGCACUCGUUGAACGCCAUCUUUUACUACUGCGAGGCCCUGCGGAUGCAAGCGAGGGCGAGGGUGACCAAGGAGAGCUUGCGUACGGCAAUGUUGGCGUCUCUGCUGUUCAUCUGCUUCGAGGCUCAACGGGGCAAUAUCCCUGCCGCCCUUAAGCACGUCACCCAUGGGUUCAGCAUGCUUAACGAGCUCGCCGCCUGCACCGAAAAAGCCCCUGAUCUGGUCCGCAUCGCCCCAGCGCCACCCGCACUGGUACAGGAGAUUCUGGAUUGUUAUAGGCCGUUGGAACUCCAGUCUCGCUCCUUUAUGGGCUCAUACAAGAAGUUCUUCUUCCCUCCGAAGCAACAACAGCGACCUACACCCCACGAUUCCACCGCUCCCCCAGCCUCAAACCCCGCCGGUCCACCCACCGGACAUCCCGCCGGUCCCACCGGUCAUCCGACUGGUCCUUCUGCCGGUCCUCCCAUACCAACUCCUCCGGGUCAACCGGGGUCACCAUGGCAAGGCGGUCCUCCUAAUCGGGAGCCGCCCACUGGCCUACCAAGUCCUCAAAGCCAGGGAAGCCCACGCAGCCAGGCCGAGCAGCAGGCGCCUUCAAGAGGACCUCCACAGAGACCGCCAGGUAUCGCUCCAUUCACGAAGCAUUCACCCUAUUUUCGACCAAAACAAACCAAUAUCACCAAGCUCGAGGAGAUGCCCCCGGUGUUCAAGGCUCUGGGCGAGGCGCAUGGAUACUGGGCUCUAUUGCAAAGGCAGAUGGUCCAGUACAUCCCAGUGCUGACUGCGACGACUGCACGGCUCGGUCUGACCCAUGUGGUAAGUCUUGAGGAGCUGGAUGUGAAGUUGUCAAGCGUCAGGCAACAACCAACAAUUGCCAAGUUCGUUGACGAGUCGAGGUAUUGGCUUCAGAGAUGGUCUGCGGCUUUUGAUCCGUUGCUCCAGGCAGCUACAAAUAACCGGCAUGUCAAUAUGGACCCUUACCUUCAGGUUAUCAACCUCCGAAUCGAGUACCUCAUCCUCUAUGUAUACACCGCCAUGCCCCGGUUUGCCGGCCUCGAGGUCGCCCAGGCGCUCACACCUCAGUACAAAGAAAUCAACUCCAUCGCUGAGACGCUGAUCUCGUGUCGACCGAACUGCGGGUUUGCAAUGGAUUCUGGGUGGACUUGGCCCGUCUUUGUUUCUUCCUUUGGAUGUCGAGAUCCCGCAGUCCGAGACGACGCUAUCCGAAUACUUAAACAGUACCCCAUUCGCAAUGCCCUGCGCGACAGCCGUAUUUACAAGGCCAUUUCACUGAAGAACCGCGAAGUCGAGGCCAUGGUCUCGAGGGAGGGUGGGGACGUGAAUGAACAGUGGUUGCGAUUGCGGAGGCGAGAACUGGUGUUUGAAGACCUGGGAUCGAGCGUUAUCUUCCGGUCGUCCCAAAAGAACCCCGAGACGGGUGCGUGGGAACUGGUGGAAGAGGUUGCCGCGUUUGAGGUGGGGCCUGAUGAUCAGCUUGACUGGCAUCGGCAACCUAUUUCACCAUCACUGUCUAUUCUUUCGGGAGUCUGUUAAGAAUAUGAGAAACACCGUGGGUGUGAUGAAUGGGAACGACCAUGUGGAUGGAUGUUAAGACGAGAGUUAUGAUGGCGCUAUGCAAGAGGAGGACGCGCUUUAUGAACGCUUUAUUGUUGCUAUUGCCAAGCUUUUAGGCUUCUGGGACUGUAGGAUACAAACGGCGUUAUCACGGAAUUGGAUCCCUCUUCACUGGGCAAAUUCACCAAGCUGCCUGUUUCAUUUGCAAUUUAUUCAUCUCAAGUUGACGUGAUUCUCGAGGAAGUUGGAGAUGUGGGUUGUCGCGCUGAUGUCAUGCUUCUCGUUGUGCCCAUUGUACUCAUGCUUUGGGGACUGUCGGUGGUGGUUUUAGAGAGGUGUAUGAAACGGCAAUGGUGGGACACUGUCAACGCUGUUGGCCAAGAUGAUAUUAUCAAAUUGGGGAGCUUGUUCUUCGAGAUUGGUAGUCACUCACCUCAUUUAACAUCACAAUUACACACAGC
Ilyonectria robusta is the source of this 2614-nucleotide messenger RNA. RefSeq lists its product as uncharacterized. Gene Ontology annotation, biological process: regulation of DNA-templated transcription. The transcript is spliced from 2 exons. The record is from RefSeq and is a predicted model, not a curated record. The coding region runs from base 96 to 2132 and encodes 678 amino acids. Gene Ontology annotation, molecular function: DNA-binding transcription factor activity, RNA polymerase II-specific; zinc ion binding. NCBI's taxonomy places the organism in Eukaryota, Fungi, Ascomycota, Sordariomycetes, Hypocreales, Nectriaceae.